CCCGCCCAGCAGUCCCUGUCUGUUUCCCUUCAGCGCCACCCACAAACAUCCCCUCCUCCUUCGUCCACCCAGCUCUCUCUCCCACUGGGCAAAGCAGCUGCCUCUACAGGCCCCGCUGCUUAUCACAGCCAGUCCUUGCAAACACCCGGUGUGGGCGGACCGAGCGCCAGGCUGUGCCGGGCCAGGGCUGGCGCGACGGGGCUUGGGGACAUGCCAGCCGCCAGCUGACCCCGCGAGAUCCCCCCGGGACCAAUGCCCCGCGGGAGCGAUGGACGCGCAGCCUUGGCGGCUGCCCAGAUGGAGCACGGAGACUCGGGGGCGCUGAGGGCCCCGCGAGGAGCCUGGAAUGACAUGACCGGAGUCCCAGCUACCCUGGACACUUUCCCCAAUUGGUCCUUCCCGUCCAUCCCUGCUCCACCCCACCUGGGGGCCUCGAACGGGAGCUCGCCCGGCCUGGAUGUGCCAUAUUUCCUGACGGAGAGCGCCACGGCCGUGCUGUCCAUCGCGGGCAACCUCUUCAUCUGCACCGUCAUCCUGCGGGACCGGAAGCUGCGCGCCGUGGUGACCAACCACUUCCUGGUCUCGCUGGCCGCCUCGGUCUUCGGCCUGCUGGCCAUCGCGGUGGAGCGGUACAUCUCCAUCCUCAAGCCCUUCCGCUACCUGUCCCUCAUGACGCCCCACAACGCGCUCCUGGCCAUCCUGGGCAGCUGGGUGCUGGCCACCGUGAUCGGCUCCCUGGCCCCCCCUGGGCCUUCACGGCCGCCAUCUCCUGCGCUGCGCGCCCCUCGCCCGCCUCCGUCCCAGGAAAGCUCUCUGCCUCUGGGCUCACCACGUCCGACAGGGCCGGGCAGCCCAGAGGCUAGAGGGAACAGCUCCCUGCCGGGGAAGUGA
Molecule: messenger RNA, 891 nt
Organism: Pelodiscus sinensis (Chinese soft-shelled turtle)
Lineage: Eukaryota; Metazoa; Chordata; Testudines; Trionychidae
Source: RefSeq, a predicted model, not a curated record